Molecule: messenger RNA, 624 nt
Organism: Abrus precatorius (Indian licorice)
Lineage: Eukaryota; Viridiplantae; Streptophyta; Magnoliopsida; Fabales; Fabaceae
Product: WEB family protein At1g75720-like
Exons: 2
Coding region: 1-624 (207 amino acids)
Source: RefSeq, a predicted model, not a curated record
AUGAAUACGGAAAAUGGUGUCAUGCUAGCAAGAAAGGCAGAGAUAGACACAAGAGCUCCAUUCCGGUCCGUCAAAGAGGCCGUUUCAUUGUUCGGUGAGAAAGUUUUGGCUGGAGAGGUUUAUGCUACUGCAAACAAGCUCAAAAAGAUACAGAGUGGAGCAAUGGAAAAUGGAGUUGAGUGUUCGAGAAUUGAGAACGUUGAAGCUGAGCUAGAGGAGACGCGAGAAAGCUUGCAGAGGGCGAGGGAGGAAAGCAUGUUGAUGGCGCAUUGUCUGUCUUCUCUUCAAGAAGAGCUUGAACGCACGAAGCAAGAGCUUCAACAACUGAAGAAAGGGGAAACAGAGAAACAUGCGGUGGAAACGGAAAUUGAGGAUGUUAAGUUCGUUGAGAAUUUGACAACGUUUGAAGUGAAGAGUUCGAGAUUCGACGAAGAAAAGAUGGAGUUUCAAAAGAAGAGGUACGUGACGUUCGCGAAUCCUCCAUCAGUGUCGCACGUGACAUUACCGCAACACGGGGUUGAAAAGUUGGAAAGGCACCCUUCUCUGAGGAAGAAGAAGAAGUCAUUGAUUCCACUGAUAGGAGGCAUUUUCUCAAGGAAAAAGGGAAGCCAAGAAGUUGCAUGA